UGAGGGAUGGAUCAAGCUAGUCAAGUUCAGCGGAUUUCUUCUACAACGCAUCUUCGCGAGGAACCUCCGAAUCGGAUACGCAUCGAACAACUUUGCAUGUCUUACGUUUCACCCAGGCUGAAAAAAACUCCUUUUUCGGUUUGACUAUCGCUUUCAAAGGGAGUUAUAUAGAUGAAGCCAUGAAGAGAAUCGUUGAAGGUCCUCCAAGCUGCCCUUCUCCGCUUCCGACCAACAGCAAGGUAACAACUUGAAAUGUCGUCUUCAGCGCCUUCUCACCAUACGCUUACACUCCCCAAAAUCGACGAGACCCAAUAUGCACUAUUGACUCGGUCACAGUAUCUCUGGAUGAAACUCAAGUUCCUAUUUCUACCUUUCAUCAUCACAACCGAACUCCUCAUCUCCCCAUUCGUCGCCCGAAGCAAAAACAAAGCUCUCAAACGUGUCAUCGGCGACGCGCCAUUCCGGUUCCUCAUCCAAAACUUUGCCCAAGCGGAGCUCCAACAUCUUUUCGGGACGGACGUUGGUGUUUAUUCAACUUGGGCGAGAAAGGCGAAUUUACCGGUUGUGAUAGACGAGUUGGAUGAUGGGGCGAAGCUUAUGUGGAUUGGACCGAAGAGGAAUGAGAAGGUGAUACUUUAUUGCCACGGAGGAGGGUAUCACCUUCCUGUUCAGGCUUACGCUAUUUCGUUCUGGAGAUACAUACAGGUGCAGCUAGAAAAGAGAGGCGUAGAAGUGGGUAUUGCGAUUGUGGUAUACUCCCUAAUCCCAACCAGCCACUUCCCAACCCCCCUCUGGCAAACCACUCGAGCUCUUGAACAUCUCUUUUCCGUUGAAAACGUCAAACCCUCGAACCUCGUACUCGUCGGAGACUCCGCCGGAGGAAACCUCGUCGCGCAAGUCCUCUCCUCGAUCCUUCACCCACCCCAUUACGACGUCAAUGUUAAUGUUGGCACCACCACUACACACAUCUCAAAAUCAAAAGCACCUAGGGAGCCACCUCAUCUCAAUACUGCUGAUACUGCUGACAUCCACAUUCGAAUUCGAGGAGCAUACAUGAUGUCACCCUGGGUAGGACUAACAGGCGUCUACCCCCUCGGAACCACAGAAUUUCUCCCUUCCUUCACCGAGAACAACAACCUCGACAUCCUCACCCAGGAAUUCUUGAUUUUCUGGGGAACCAACGUCUUGAACGGCGCACCGCACGGAUCUCUGGACAUAGAUACGAUCCCGUACCUCGACCCACUGCACGCCCCAGAUGACUGGUAUCAAGGUCUUCAAUCGGUCGUUGAAAGGGUGUUGGUGUCAACAGGGAGUAAAGAAUGCCUGCGUGAUGCGGAUCGGGUGUUUUUCGAACAGAGGAUCAAGCCGUAUCAUGGGGAAGCGGAGUUUUGGGAGCAGGAGGGAGGGGUGCAUAUUGAUCCGUGUUUGGAUUUUCAGGUAGGGGAUGAGCCUUUGCGGGGCGCUUUGACACCGAGAAUUUUGGAAUGGGUUUGGGAAUGUUUUAGUGGGGGUCGUUAAUUUUAAUGGUCGAAGUAUAUAGUAUGUAAAGAAAUCAAGGCAUUGACUACUAGUACGCGUUUAUAUGCGCAGGAAACCUUGAAUCGAGGCAGAUAUCCCUUCAGCCUUCCUCAUCGAGUACAUUACUCAUAUUUUCUCUCAUUAUUUCGUCGGCUUUAGAUUUCCAGUCAAUGAAUGCAUUUUAGUACCACUAUAUGAACUCUCA
Lentinula edodes (shiitake mushroom) is the source of this 1723-nucleotide messenger RNA. RefSeq names its product Alpha/Beta hydrolase protein. Gene Ontology annotation, molecular function: hydrolase activity. The transcript has 4 exons. The record is from RefSeq and is a predicted model, not a curated record. NCBI's taxonomy places the organism in Eukaryota, Fungi, Basidiomycota, Agaricomycetes, Agaricales, Omphalotaceae. The coding region runs from base 253 to 1518 and encodes 421 amino acids.